GAAACAAUGGGCCCCGAUUGGUUGGUGGAGAGAACAGGUGCUCUGGGCGAGUGGAGGUCCUGCAUGGAGAGCAGUGGGGAACGCUGUGCGGUGUUUACUUUGACUUACAAGACGCCAAUGUGGUCUGUGAACACCUUUUUUGCGGGACUGUAAAGUCGAUCCCGAGAGAUGCUCGAUUUGGGAGGGGAGCCCGACCAGUGUGGAAGGAAAACUAUGAAUGCCAUGGAAACGAGCGACGAUUGUGGAACUGUCCAGUUUCACAUGGGGAAAGCUUCAACUGUUCACAUGGAAAUAUGGCCAAUGUCAUCUGCUCGGAUGAAAAUUGGGCGCUAAGACUAGUGAAUGGAGAAAGCCGCUGUGAUGGCCGAGUUGAAGUUUACUCUCAUGGAAGCUGGGGCGGAGUGCAUGACACCGUGUGGGAUCAGAAUGAUGCCAACGUUGUCUGCAGACAGCUGGGAUGCGGUUAUGCCUUAGAAAUAUAUAAUUCUUCAAAGUACGGGGAGAGUGAUGGUGGUUCGUGGGUACAUGUUGUCCAAUGUCAUGGACAUGAAUCACAGCUCCAGGACUGCAGGAUCUCCAACACAUUGAAUUCGUCUGACAUCGAAGGCAGUAGCGUAGGGGUCCUCUGUUCAGGUAAGUAGACUCUUCACAUUUAAACCA
This is a messenger RNA of Chiloscyllium plagiosum (whitespotted bambooshark), 660 nucleotides long. NCBI's taxonomy places the organism in Eukaryota, Metazoa, Chordata, Chondrichthyes, Orectolobiformes, Hemiscylliidae. The record is from RefSeq and is a predicted model, not a curated record.